UGCUCUCAAUGUAUACAACUGUUUCCCGCCAUUUUGAACUGCCUGGCACUUGGCGGAACAGAACAAGCCCAAAGUGGCACAUUUACAUGGAUUUGCGUCGAUUCUCUGGCUGUGCUCAUCCGAAAUGCAUAUAAAACAGCUGAUAAUACAAGGUUUUCGGAGCUACAAAGAGCAAACUUGCGUGGAGCCCUUCAGUCCACGCCAUAACGUGAUAGUUGGUCGCAAUGGAUCGGGAAAAAGCAAUUUCUUUUACGCUAUCCAAUUUGUGCUGAGCGACGAGUUCUCCCAUCUGCGCCCAGAGCAGCGGCAAGCGCUUCUGCAUGAAGGCACAGGACCACGGGUGCUUAAUGCCUAUGUUGAAAUCAUAUUUGACAACAGUGACAAUCGUCUGCCGGUUGACAAGGAAGAGGUGUCCCUAAGGCGUGUUAUUGGCUCCAAGAAAGACCAGUAUUUCUUGAACAAGAAGAUGGUUACGAGGACGGAUGUCAUGAACCUUUUGGAGAGCGCCGGUUUCUCACGGAGCAAUCCCUACUACAUUGUGAAACAGGGCAAGAUAAAUCAGAUGGCUACAGCGCCCGAUUCACAACGCCUGAAGCUGUUGCGAGAGGUGGCAGGCACGCGGGUGUACGAUGAGCGGCGUGAGGAAAGUAAAGUGCUGCUGCGGGACACUGAAGGCAAGCGCUCCAAGAUCGAGGAUCUGCUCAAGUACAUUGAGGAUCGCCUGCAGACACUUGAGGAGGAGAAAGAGGAGUUGAAGGAGUACCAGAAGUGGGACAAGAUGCGCAGGUCACUGGAGUACACCAUUUAUGACCAUGAACUGAAGGAUACGAAAAAGAAGCUGGACGAACUGGAAACGCGGCGCGAGUCCAGCAGUUCAGUGGCCGAGAAAUUGCGUGAGAACCUGCAGAAUGCGGCCGAAAAGAUAAAGAAGCUGAGCAAGGAGCUGCGAGAGGUGAAAAGUCGAGCACAGGCUCAUCGGGAAGAGCGAGAGGCCCUUUCGCAGGAGCAGUCGUCUGCGUUAAAGGAGAAGACCCGACUGGAGCUCACCAUCAAGGACCUUCGCGAUGAGGUCGAGGGAGAUGACUCGUCUCGGAAGCGUGCCGAGCGGGAGCUGGCCCGCCUUCAAGAGACGGUGGCACAAAAGAUGUCAUUGCUUGAUGGCAUUCGACCUCAGUAUGAGGCACAGAAAAAGAGAGAGGAGGAAUGCACAAGAGAGCUGAGCCUAAAGGAACAAAAGCGCACAGAGCUGUAUGCCAAGCAGGGCCGUGGCAGCCAGUUUACAUCUAAGGCAGAGCGGGACAAGUGGAUACAGAAGGAACUCAAGUCUCUGCAGAAAGCCAUUCGUGACAAGCGUGACCAGAUAGACAAGCUUCAAGAGGACACACAGCGAGAUGCAAAAAACAAGGUGGUCUUGGAGAGGAAAAUUGAAGAGCUUACUCGAGAACUGGAAAAUCAUCGUGUGAGCAUCGACAGCCAAAACAAAAGUUUCUACGAAAUGAAAAAGCGAAAAGACACACUUCAAGGUGAAAGAAAUGAACUGUGGAGACAUGAGAAUGCCUUGCAGCAGAACUUGGCGACAUUGAAAGAGGAGCUGUCUAAAAAGGACCAGGGCCUACGGUCCAUGACUGGCAAGGCAACCUUGAACGGCCGAGACAGUGUGCGGAAGGUACUCCAAACUUUUCGUGAGAAAGGUGGCAGUUACGAGAAUGUUGCCAACAGCUAUUAUGGAAUGCUGAUUGAAAACUUUGAUUGUGAGAAGACCAUCUAUACUGCUGUCGAAGUGACCUCUGGAAACAAGUUAUUUUAUCAUAUAGUGGAGAGUGAUCGCAUUGGGACGAAGAUACUGCAGGAGAUGAACCGUCAGCAGCUGCCUGGCGAGGUCACCUUCAUGCCUCUGAACCGGCUGAUGUACAAGGACGUUGACUACCCCAAUAGCAAUGACGCCAUUCCUAUGAUUAGUAAGCUUAACUUUGAUCCUAAGUUUGAGAGUGCUAUGAAAUACAUAUAUGGAAAAACCCUCAUAUGCCGGAACCUGGAAGUAGCCACUCAAAUAGCACGGACAUCAAACUUGGAUUGCAUCACUUUGGACGGCGACCAAGUUUCACACAAAGGUGCCCUUACGGGAGGCUACUUUGACACCCGACGAUCGCGGCUGGACCUUCACAAGGCACACAUGCAGCUCAUGAAGGAGAUCACUGAAGUUGAGAAACAACUUGCCGAACACAAGCAGAAACUGGCUGAUACUGAAAGCCAGAUCAACCAAGUUGUCAGCGACAUGCAAAAAGCUGAGACAAAGAACAGCAAAAACAAGGAUGUCUUCGACAAACUUAAGGCUGACAUUCGUCUCAUGAAAGAAGAACUCACAGCUUUGGAACGCUCUAAACAGCCAAAGGAGCGCAGCCUGGCUAGCCUCGAUUCGAGCCUGAAGUCGAUGGAGUCAACCGAGCAGUCCCUUCGGUCAGAGCUUCAGCAAGACCUCUUGACACAGCUUUCUGUCACUGACCAGCAAGAAGUGGAUAGGCUGAAUGAUGAAAUUCGCCGUCUCACCCAAGAGAACAAGGAGGCCUUCAGCGAGCGCAUGCGGCUCGAGGCGGAAAAAAACAAGCUCGAGAACCUGCUGAACAACAAUUUAUAUCGGAGGAAAGAAGAAUUAGAAGCUGCAUUGCAAGAAAUUUCAGUAGAAGACAGACGGCGCAAGCUGGAAAACAGCCAAGCUGAAUUGGGAAGUGUGAAUGCACGUAUUACUGAUGUCAAUACCAACCUAAAAGCACUCGAGAAGCAGGUUGAGGCUAACACUAAGGAACAGAAGGACCUCCAGUCUCAGCUUGAGCACUGGAAAAGCCAGGAACGCGACUGGCAAGAGCGGAUCAAUGAUGACGCUAAAGACCUGGAGAAAAUGACUAGCCGCCAAUCAGUACUGCUCAAGAAAAAAGAAGAGUGCACACGCAAGAUACGAGAACUCGGUUCAUUACCUGCAGAUGCAUUUGAGAAGUAUCAGAAUCUAAGCCUAAAACAGUUGUUCAAGAAACUUGAGCAAUGUAACCAUGAGCUAAAGAAAUACAGCCAUGUAAACAAGAAGGCCUUGGACCAGUUCAUCAAUUUUUCUGACCAGAAGGAAAAGCUGGCGAAGCGCAAGGAAGAGCUUGACCGUGGACACAGUUCCAUACAGGAGCUGAUGAAUGCCCUGGAGAUGCGCAAGUACGAAGCCAUUCAGCUGACCUUUAAGCAGGUGUCCAAGUUCUUCAGUGAGGUGUUUAAGAAGCUUGUUCCCCAAGGACAUGCCACACUUAUGAUGAAGACUGACAGUGAAGAUGGUACUGCUCAGGGAACACAUCAUACGCCUAAGUGGUGCGAGGAGGGUCUCCAGCACUAUGGUCAUGGAGGAAGAAUGGCAGGAGGAGAAACUCAUCUCCUUGCCGCGCCGCGAUUGUCACCCCCAGGGAGCAGCCGCGGACGUCGUGACAGCACCGCAUACAGAACCACAGCCGAACUGCCGUGCUAGAGCAGCAGAUGCGAGAAGCAUCUGCUGCUCAUUGCACUUCUCAGAUACGCUCGCUGAACCUCUCAUAAGCACUUCAUAAAGUUGAAAUUCACACAGCCUGAUAAACUAGUGCAGAGUAUGGCUGUUGACACUGGCCCGACAGUCCCAACAUGGGUGUGGUACCGGUUAACCUAGGGUCGACUUUGGGGACCCAAUGAAGUUAUCUCAUCAUAUCAUGUGGCUUACACUGCCAGAGGCCAAAAUCUGUCUGAAGCUAACAGCAAGACUGCCAAGGGUAGGGUGUCGAUUUAGGUUUCAGUAGAAUGCGUGUAAGAUUUCUGAUACAUUAGUUGAAAGUUCUCUAACGAAGUUUUUCGUUCAUUUUGCUGAGUAACAAAAUGCAACAGUGAUAUCUGCGCGCACGCACUUGCACACAUUCACACAGACUAUCGCCUUCUUAAUAUCUAGCACGCCUUAGCCCUCGGGCUGCUAUCCUUAUUGCAAACUCCUCAAACUUUCUAUCACGGACAACGCUGUUUUUUGUUGUUAUUGUUCUGAACCAAAGAUGCCGACGCUGACACCGCGGAAACCAGCAUUUCAACUAAACGAGCUCUUUAGUGCUGUAGCGUCAAAAUGCAACCGCUUUUUACAGGUCAACGUUUGCUGCUGUCUGUGCAUUUAUACCACAAAAAUACUGUUAGCCAGUGAGCUGCAUAUGCAAUUAGGAAAUCAAUUUUGUUGAAGCAGAGUCACAGUGUAAUAAUUUAUUGACAUCUAUGUACAUCUGUAUAACCAGCGUAAUAAACUAGCGAGGCUCCCCGGCAAUACACAUGCGGAUCGAGUUGCUCACGAGUUAGCGCCUUGGCCCAUCCUCCGCGAGCGCCAUCUUUCACAUCAAAUGAAAACAUCCCAGGCGGCGAACACAAUCUGGAUGCAGCGCCGGGUGCAGUGUCAUCCCCUAACUUAUUUUUACAUCGUGGUCGCGACGAAGCCUACCCAAUGUACGCGUCUGUCCUGUGCCUCUCUUGAGGCCAUGAACACCAUUGGACCACUGGCGCAUGCUGUGUUUGAGGAGCGGCGAGGUCCCCUCGACCGCUCCAAUAAAGACAAAACUCUAUUUACAGGACCUACUUAAGGCCCUGUAAAAUCACUUUUCUUUCUUGACGCACAGCGCACACACUCAUUCAAAAUGAAUACCAUAUUACAAUGGAAUGCUAGAGGACUCAUACCGAACCUCGACGACAUACACAAACUUCUUAGCAAAGUCGGUCCAAGAAGUGCUGUGUGUUCAGUCGAUGCAUGUAAACCCUAUACACACGAAUUUUCUCAGCCAAUAUGUUAUCUUUUAGAAGGAUCGCCAGAAUGCUCUUGCAUCCUCUGGUGGUGUUGCAAUUGUACUUGACAAAAAUGUAGCAUGUCAACACUUUCCGCUCCAAACGGCACUGGAAGCAGUAGCUUCUCGAGCUGUUAUUGGAAAGAAACUCAUCACAAUCGGCUCACUAUACAUACCACCACACAACCAGCUGCACAAACACGACAAACACGAAUUUCAAUCAUUUACUGAUGAGUUGCCCGAGCCUUACGUUGGCCUCUGUGAUUUUAAUGCUCAUAGCAGCUUGUUGGGGGACUCUCGCAUUGAUACGCUGGGCCGCCUCAUUGAAAUUUUCUUUUUUCUAUGGGAGCAUGUUCACUAAAUAAAAAUAAAGACACCUUUUUAGCCUCGCAAACAAAUCUUAUUCAUCAAUCAAUCUUAGCAUCAUAUCUCCAUCAAUUUUACUUGAAUUUAGCUGAAAACUGAUUAAAAACUCAUUUGGGAGUGACCACUUCCCAAUACUACCCUAAACACAAAAACAAGAUCAAUCUCCAUCGCUGGCUCCUCAGUGGGAACUUCAUAGAGCCUACUGGGAGGAGUUCCAUAACAUUGCUCAUAUCUUGUAGACUGAGAUGGCUUCUUUAAGUAUUGCUGCUGCUGUAGAGUAUUUUACCACUUUUAUAAUUAAUGCUGCUUUUAAAAGCAUACUUGAAGUAACUAGGGCAACAAGCAAACGUGUACCCUGGUGGAAUGAUGAGUGUUGCAAGGCUCGGAGAAAAUACUCUAAGCGUGGGGUUUUUUACGCGACUGUCCUAUAGCAGUGAAUCUUAUAAAUUUCAAGCAAACCAAAUCGCAAAGCUACAGAACGCGUCGCCAGGCUAGAAGGGAAAGCUGGCAGAAUUUCAUAUUCGGGAUUAACUUUUAUAAAGGUGGACCAAAGUAUGGAAUAGUGUGAGAAAAGUACAAGGUCAACCAGGUUAUUCGGUGCCUUUAGUGAAUACCCAAGGGGAAAGCCUGAAAGACCAAGCUGACUCUCUGGGAGCACAUUUCCAAUAUAUAUUCAGCUUGACACACUAUUCAGACCACUUCUAAAGGUACAACUUGUGAACGACAAAGGUUAGAUACCGGUAGAAUAUCUGCAAAUAGUGAGGUGUAUAAUUAACCAUUCUGACUAGCAGAGCUACAGGUCACGUCGAACAGCUGUAACAAAUGUGCUCCAGCUUCUGAUCGCCUUAUUUAUGACAUGUUAAAGCACUUACCCCAGGAAGCACAAAAAACAUUACACUCUCUGUACAAUACCAUCUGGUUUUCCAGCGAUAUCCCCUCCUCAUAAAAAGAAGGUAGUCAUAUCCUAUUUUCAUUCUUAUAUGAGACUACUUUUUAUUCUUAUAUUGAAACAGGGCAAGGAUCCGUCCUUCGUCAUAAAAUACAGGCUGAUUGCGCUGACAAGUUGCUUGUGUAAGCUUUUUGAAAAAAUGAUUAACCAUCAAUAAAUACAUCUUCUAGACACAUCAGUGUGGCUUUCGAGAAGGUCAAUCCUCCACUGAUUACCUCAUACGUAUUGAGGCGGAAAUCUGUGAAGUUUUUGUACGCAAGCGAUUUUUUUCUCACAGUGUUCCUUGACAUGGAAAAAGCAUACGACACAAUUUGGCGGUUCGGAAUACUGAGAGAUCUAUCUCACUUAGGUGUAGGAGAUAGAAUGUUGACAAUAAAAGUUACCUAUUGAAUC
Messenger RNA from Rhipicephalus microplus (southern cattle tick), 6522 nucleotides. RefSeq names its product structural maintenance of chromosomes 3 (gene SMC3). Gene Ontology annotation, molecular function: protein binding; ATP hydrolysis activity; ATP binding. Gene Ontology annotation, cellular component: chromosome. NCBI's taxonomy places the organism in Eukaryota, Metazoa, Arthropoda, Arachnida, Ixodida, Ixodidae. The record is from RefSeq and is a predicted model, not a curated record. Gene Ontology annotation, biological process: chromosome organization.